AUAGAGCCUGAAGAAUAAAUAUGAUCUCUCGGAGAAAUUGUGUGGUUUUGGCUUCUUUCCUAGUGAUUCUCAUCAGCCUACAUCGCAGUGAAGGUGCUUAUGUGCAGGAAUUCUUCAAAAUCCUCAUCCAGGACAAUGUGGCAGGAGCCCCAGUUAUCCAUCAGCAGCAAGAAUUUGAUUUUGAUCCCGAUGUUAGCGUUAAGAGGCGUCAGCAAUUUUACGAGAUACACGGGUACCGAGCAGACAAGUUAAUUGAACGAUUGGGCUUGGGAAUCGAUGGAAAAGCCCAAGAGCGUCUUAUUCAACAGAGAAUUCGAGAUCAGGGUCGAUUAGGUGGAGUAAUCUACUUGCAUAGAUAUCCUCUAUUAUCUGAUAACUUCUUACACUAAAAUUCUUCCAUUAACCUUUUCGCAGAUGAUGCUAAUUUCAAUCAAUAUGCCAGUGAUAGCGUGCAAAACCACUACUAACUCAGGUACCCUCCACCAAUGCUUAUCUCUAAAAGGCUUUAUCCUUUCUUCAAUGUGAUCUAGUGUAGCUGCUUGCCGACUUUUAC
Molecule: messenger RNA, 553 nt
Organism: Phlebotomus papatasi
Lineage: Eukaryota; Metazoa; Arthropoda; Insecta; Diptera; Psychodidae
Exons: 3
Coding region: 21-389 (122 amino acids)
Source: RefSeq, a predicted model, not a curated record